CAGCCACAGCUCGCUCCGGCGGUGUCUGGGCUCCCGGUCUCGACUGUGAGAUCUCUGAGCUGCGCAGGGCCCCGCCCCGGGCUCCAUUGUUGAGGCAGAGGACGCUCCGCGGGCUGCGGUCCCUCGGCCGUCCAGCGCUCACCAGCCACUGAAUCUUGAGCAAUGGAAGAGUUAAUAGUGGAACUCCGCCUCUUUCUGGAGCUCCUGGACCAUGAGUACCUCACAUCCACUGUCAGAGAGAAAAAGGCAGUGCUCACCAACAUCCUGCUGCGACUGCAGUCCUCCAAGGGCUUUGAAGUGAAGGACCAUGCUCAGAAGGCAGAGGCCAACAACCUGCCAGCACCACCCCAGAUGCCUCUGCCGGAGAUCCCACAGCCAUGGCUGCCUCCUGACAGUGGGCCUCCGCCUUUACCGACGUCCUCUCUCCCAGAGGGUUACUACGAGGAAGCUGUGCCGCUGAGUCCUGGAAAAGCUCCAGAGUACAUCACCUCAAAUUAUGACUCUGAGGCCAUGAGCAGUUCCUAUGAAUCAUACGAUGAAGAGGAAGAGGAUGGGAAGGGGAAGAAAACCCGCCAUCAGUGGCCGUCAGAGGAGGCCUCCAUGGACCUGGUGAAAGACGCCAAGAUCUGCGCCUUCCUGCUGCGCAAGAAACGCUUUGGCCAGUGGACCAAGCUGCUCUGUGUCAUCAAAGACACCAAGCUGCUGUGCUAUAAAAGUUCCAAGGACCAGCAGCCUCAGAUGGAGCUGCCGCUGCAGGGCUGCAGUAUCACCUACAUCCCGAGAGACAGCAAGAAGAAGAAGCACGAGCUGAAAAUCACCCAGCAAGGCACAGACCCUCUGGUUCUCGCCGUCCAGAGCAAGGAACAGGCUGAGCAGUGGCUGAAGGUAAUCAAAGAGGCCUAUAGUGGCUGCAGCGGGCCCAUGGAUCCGGAAUGUUCUCCACCACCCGGUGCCAGCGCUCCCGUGAACAAGGCAGAACUGGAGAAGAAAUUGUCUUCAGAGAGGCCCAGCUCCGAUGGAGAAGGUGUUGUGGAAAAUGGAGUCAUCACGUGCAACGGAAAAGAACAAGCGAAGAGGAAAAAACCCUCCAAGUCAGAGGCCAAGGGGACUGUGUCCAAGGUCACUGGGAAGAAAAUUACCAAGAUCAUCGGUCUGGGAAAGAAGAAGCCAUCCACAGAUGAGCAGACGUCAUCAGCAGAGGAGGAUGUGCCCACCUGUGGCUACCUGAAUGUGCUCUCCAACAGCCGCUGGCGGGAGCGCUGGUGCAGAGUGAAGGACAGCAAACUUGUUCUCCAUAAGGACAGGGCGGACCUGAAGACCCACAUCGUCUCCAUCCCUCUCCGUGGCUGCGAGGUGAUUCCGGGCUUGGAUUCUAAGCACCCGUUGACCUUCCGGCUGCUUCGGAAUGGACAGGAGGUGGCUGUCCUAGAGGCGUCAUCUUCUGAAGACAUGGGCAGGUGGAUAGGCAUCUUGCUGGCUGAGACAGGGUCCUCCACGGACCCGGGAGCCCUGCACUACGACUAUAUAGACGUGGAGAUGUCAGCAAACGUCAUUCAGACAGCCAAGCAGACCUUCUGCUUCAUGAACAGGCGGGCAGUGUCCACUAGCCCAUACCUGGGGAGCCUCUCCAAUGGCUAUGCCCAUCCCAGUGGGACAGCACUACACUAUGAUGAUGUCCCCUGUGUCAAUGGCUCGCUGAAGAGCAAAAAGCCUCCAGCAUCAUCUAAUGGGGUUCCUGUAAAGGGGAAGGCUCCCAGCAGCCAGCAAAAAAAGGUGGAACCUGCAAGUGGUGUGAAACGGACAGCGUCAAAUGCUGAACAGUACAAAUAUGGUAAGAACCGGGUAGAAGCGGAUGCCAAGCGGUUACAGUCCAAAGAGGAAGAGCUGCUGAAGAGGAAAGAGGCUCUGCGGAACAGGCUGGCACAGCUCCGCAAAGAGAGGAAGGACCUGAGGGCUGCCAUCGAAGUGAAUGCAGGCAGGAAGACCCAGGCGGCCCUGGAGGAGAAGUUGAAGAGGCUGGAGGAAGAGUGCAAGCAGAGGGAGGCGGAGCGGGUCAGCCUGGAGCUGGAGCUGACCGAGGUCAAGGAGAGCCUGAAGAAGGCCUUGGCGGGUGGCGUCACCCUAGGGCUGGCCAUCGAGCCCAGGUCAGGGACAUCGAGCCCACAGUCUCCCGUGUUUCGGCACCGCACUCUGGAAAAUUCUCCCAUCUCCAGCUGUGAUACAAGCGAUGCUGAGGGGCCCCUGCCUGUGAACAGUGCAGCCGUCCUGAAGAAGAACCAGCCCUCCUCGGGCAGCUCCCCCUGCCGUGGGCACGUGCUGCAGAAGGCCAAGGAGUGGGAGCUGAAGAAUGGGACAUAGAGGGAGCCCAGCCACGCCUAGAGACUGUGUACUGCUACCAGCCUCGCGUGUGACACGUGCGCCCUCCAGAGUGGCCUGAAUGUGACCGCAGAAGUUUGGACGAGUCUGACGCUGACCCUUGGCUGGCUUGCGUGCACGCUUUCUACUGUAUGACGGUGCCCUUUAGGAAAGUUUACUUUAAAACUUUGGUGUCCAAAUUUACUUGUUAAGAAGCAGAAAGGAAAGGGUUUUGAAGCACCCUCUAGCAGAUGGGGCGGUUCUGAGGACCUUAGCUCAGCCCUAGACUGCAGCCCGUGGACCUUGCGUCCCCGUGAGACGGGGUGACCCGAGUCUUCCCCAUGUACAGUCGGAGCUGCAUACCUCACCCUGUUUGCCAGACGGUCCUACUCUGCAGCAACAGCAUGAGCUCCUGUGUCUCUGCACACCCCUCCCCCUCCCACCUGUCCCUUGUCACUGGAGGUGAAGCCAUGAGGAAUAGCGCUGUGAAGCGACUUUAAAAUUCAGUUUUGGUUUUGGACAAACCUUUUGUCACCAGGUUAGAGAAGUUGUCAUUCUUUUUACUAGUGUUUUCCAUGUUUGCCUUUAAAGAAAAUGCCUCCCCCCUUUGAUUAUGUGCUAUGCUUGGACUUUGGGGACUUUUCAGAGACCCUGUUUCCUUCCCACUUUAUGAUGUACUUUGAGAGGCAGCACAGAGCUUUCAUCGUUGGGUAGCUUGUGCCCCUUUCUCCUGAGACCCCAGCUUCCCGGGUUGCCAGGCAGGAGCUCCUCCGCCCAGGAGGCACAUUGGCCACCAUCUGCCUGUGGAUUCAACAAAGCGGGUUCUAGAACCUGUAGCUUAACCUGGGCCAUCUUUGAACAGAGAAGAUCUUUCCAGAACACCUUCCUCCAGUUUACAGUUAAAGCUGUGUGUCACGGGUGCACUCCCGUGCUGAGGUUCGAAUUGUGUGGGCCCCUCCCACUCUCCUGCUUGCCUCUGUGCACUUCAUAGGAUAGUCUGGCUGCUCAGGAUGUGCUGUGUACAGAGAUCAUGGGGGCUAGCCUCUACCCUAGGGAGAGUCAAACUGACUUUUUGGGCUUCCUGGGUACAGUCCAAGCCUUUCCACCAUGGGGAGAUGGCAGGCAGUGAUCUGGAAAUUAGGCCUCUCUGCAGACGUGUGCAGGGCCAGGUGUCCCUGGGUGAGAACCUGGGGAUGCCUUCCCAUCAGCGUCCUUAGCACACACAGGAGGAAAGCCUCCCAGGCUCUCUGUAGAGGUGCCUUCAGGGCCUUCCCUGGGCAGCCUCCAUGGCCACAAUUGAUGCUGUGCUUGAGCCCCGCCCCAGCUGCCUUGGAGUCAGCUAAGAGCAGCGAGGUAAUCACCAGGGUCCAGGGACAUCACCGUGUACAGGGAAGCUGCUCAGCUGAAGGUCUGUCCCAGGCUAGCCCCGUGGCCUCAGACAAAUGUCUAAUGGUGCUUUGCUCUAGUGCCUUCCUCCAAAGGGCAGUUAGGAUUCCUCACACCAGCAUCUGUGUGGGCUGAUUUCUGCCUGGAAACUGUGUAGGAGGACCAGGAGGAGGGAUACAGCCUCCAUAUACACCAGCCUGUUCAUGGAGCUACAACUGGGGGAGCCCCUUGGGUCAUCACAGGGAACUGCCGCUAUUCUGGGCUCUGAAAGGGAAGAGAAUUUGCUGUGCCAUAGACUCCUGCUGCCUUGGGUCUCAGAGCAGCGCUGUUCCAGGCUUUGACUGUUACCAAAACAAGGAGAAAAUGCUCAAUUUAACAGCCAAGUCUGGCCAGCAUAGUGAAGUAUCAUGUCCAGCCAAUAAGCCUCAGAUGAGUUUGUCCUGAUGAAGACACACAGCGGGCUCCAAGCUCCUGGUGUUCAUAAUUUGUGCCGAGAAACCCAGGCUUGUCAUCCAUUCAGUUGCAGUGGAUCCUGGAAGUCCCUCAGCACCAUGUAAAGUGGGUCCUGGGGAAGGGACGGCCCUCAGCACAGGCCCCCUGGGGAAGGGAUGGCUCCCAGCACAGGCCCCACUGUCCUGUGCUCCCAUUAGUGUACUUAGAUUUGGUCAGAAAGCUAGUUGAGAGCAUUUGUUUCAAAAUAAGUUAUUUAUUUGUAUAUGUUCAAUAAAUAGAGUUUUAAUUUAUAUAUGUACAUAUUGGACACCCAUGAUCCCGUCGGGAUUCUCAGUGUUCUCAUUUUAUGACCCUCCCAAAGCCACCAGCAUGACCCCAGCCAUUGAUGGCACAGUUUGCUCUGUGUGGAGCCAGGCGGGCAGAGGGCUGAACCCUGUCUGUGAGCAAUCGGUCCUCUGGACCAUGGGAGAUGCUCCGCCUCUCGGGGCCUCUCUUUGUCUGAGGCCCCAAUGUUCCUCGGGGUCUACUUUUUGUUACAAUUUGGCAAGAUGUCAUCAGCUUUCCCAAACCCCUCUACUUUGAUGACGGUUUACUAACUAACCAUUUGUGUACAAAUAUCAUGCUGUCCUGGGGACUUGGUGUGGUCCCUAGCGUGGGCAUGGGGGCGGGACCCUUAGUGUCACACAAUCUCAUUUACCAGUGUUCUUGCAAGGCUGAGCGUGCGUCAAACAGGUCAUCCCAGGUGCCAGAAUGAUCUGUCCGAACAGCAUGGACUCACGUCACACAGAAUCUUCCAGAGUGCUUGCUGUUCCCUGCCUUGUGUGUCAGUGUCCUGUCCCUUCCCUGUGCAUGCCCUGGUCCUGCCUCACCCACCUGUCUGCCUCCUCCGACCACUGCUCCAAUCUCCCUUUGGCUGUUUCUGUGUCAACACACUCGUGCUGAUGGGACUUUUAGAAAAUCUGCUUUGGCCAUGGAGGGAUGCUUCCGCUAUGUGGGGACUAUGGUCCCCAGGUAGAAUUCAUGUGCAGGCAGCAGCCGGGUGUCUCUCUUCCCAAAGGCAAGGGACAAGUGCCCCCUGUUGCUGCCCUCCAUCCUGUGCUCUGGAGAUACUUGAGCCAAGUCAGUUAUACCUACCCUCACCAGCAGACAGGACAUCUUCAAGGUCCAUUCUCUGGGUGUGGCCACAUCAAAAUGAUUGAUCUUUCAGGUUUUCUUUUUUUCCUAAAGUAAUUUUAAAUCAGAAACAUUUCAAAUUCAUGACAUAGUUUUUAUAGAAGCAAUUGAAUGUCUGGGUCUUGUUCUCACUGACUUACUACUAAUUACACCAGAGAGCUGGGUUUCUACUGUGAAAUAAACUGAAAAUAACCCCCGUGCCGUGCACACACAGCUCAGCCCCAGGGAGAGGUGGAACUAGCCUUGUCCCUGGGGCGGGAAGCCAGCCCACCCCUCAGUUUUGGGGAACACCCUUUGCCAGUACUGGGGGACACACCACUGUGGUCUUUGGAAACUUGGGCUUCCCACACACCACAUUGGAUUAUCCUUCCAAAGUGGUGUCUUUAGUUCAUAAUUCUUAGGGACCAAAGGUGUUUUUAAUAUGAUAAUGUUUUAAUUGAUUUUCUAACAAAGGUUUACUCUACAUUUUAACACCAGUUUUUUUUACACUCUAGAUAUUCCAAAUCAAUUGCUCGUGGCUCUAAGUUGUAAAAUGUUUUCACGUUAUGAAUGUAAUUAUUUCCUUAAUGUAUUUUUUAAAAAAAACUAAAAUCAUAUUUAAAAUAAUAUUGGAAAGACACAGGCAAAGAAAAGAGAAAGUUUUUUUUAAUUAACUAUGUUGGUAGCCCAUUUGAAAUGACUGUAAAUAUAUUUUGAUUGUGUAGCUCAAUGUAUUUAAUUCAGAAAGUAAAAAUUUUUUAUGUAAAGAGACUUGCCAUGAAAAACCCUAGUUUUCAGUCCACGUCUCACAUCUCGUAGUCCCUUCACCCGACUCUUCUGCUCUACAAACUGAUUUUUUUCUACUGUUGUAACCGUGUACCCAUCGACUGACGCCCAUUGGCGGAACUUGUUUGUGUAUUAAUAAAACUGUGCUGUGUGGCCCGGCCUCAUGUCCUCCUGACAGUGGCUCACGGCGCAGAAGAAGA
Messenger RNA from Apodemus sylvaticus (European woodmouse), 6332 nucleotides. It is a transcript of the gene Afap1, whose product is annotated as actin filament associated protein 1. Gene Ontology annotation, molecular function: SH2 domain binding; SH3 domain binding. The transcript is spliced from 17 exons. NCBI's taxonomy places the organism in Eukaryota, Metazoa, Chordata, Mammalia, Rodentia, Muridae. Gene Ontology annotation, cellular component: cytosol. The record is from RefSeq and is a predicted model, not a curated record. The coding region runs from base 163 to 2358 and encodes 731 amino acids.